This is a messenger RNA of Ceutorhynchus assimilis (cabbage seed weevil), 2348 nucleotides long. The record is from the annotation of a GenBank genome assembly. NCBI's taxonomy places the organism in Eukaryota, Metazoa, Arthropoda, Insecta, Coleoptera, Curculionidae.
UAUCAAUACAAUUUAUUAAUGUAUUAGGUAAAAAUAAUGUCUAUAAGUUGUGAAUGUCUAGAAAAAUUAUCACCCUGUUUCCCGUGUAAAUUAAACGUUAUUGCUUACAUUGCGGGAUGGCUAGGAAUCAUAUUCCGAGUAGUUUUCGUUGGUUUAAUAUCAACCACAAUAUCAAGCCUUACCAAUGAUGACCCAAGUAUCUACUCAAUAUUUUUCGGCACACUUUUAGCAUACCUUUUGGCCUCACUUCUCGUAAAUGUUACCUUUCUCUAUGGAAUAUUUAUCGAAAAAAGACAUUAUAUUCUACCCUACAUAACAAUAAUGUCAUUCGAAUUAUGUGUGAUAGUUAUGGUGACAUCAGGCAUGUGUAUGCUAUUAUUUGCCAUCGGUGCUGUUACUGCAGGACUUUACGUGCUAAAUUCAACUGAAGCUUUAACAUAAGAUAUAAAAAAUAUAAAAAUAGUUUUUAUUUAAAACUCUUUAGGUAUAUAUACCUAAUCUGAGAAUGCUACGAGUUUUACUGGACUAAAAAAAGUUGGAACAUUAUGCUUGUAUAGAAAUUUUUAUAGGUUCUCAAUUUGCAUCUGAGGAUCGAAUAUUUAGUCCAGGCAGAUGAGAGCGCGAGCUUUUCAGUUAGGCUCAAGAAGUAGGAGGGAAGCACUUCUUCAAUAAUAUUUGAUACUGUUCUAACUUUGUUCCAAACUUCAAAAUUUUUGAACUCCUCGCAAGUCGCAUAUAUAGCUAUUCCCAAACAACACAGACAUCAAGACGCCUCCAAUAUAUCCACAAAUGACAUUCAAUCUUUUAUACAAAUGAAGAUCCUGCAAUUCUAUAAUACUGGAAUAAUGUGAAUUCAAAAAUUUGGAAUAAAAAAAUUCAAGAGCCUAAAGAAAGUUAGGAAUUUAGAUUAAAGAAAUAAGGGAAAAUCAAGAGCUCGGAGGAAAAAUUAUAAAAAUUCAAAAAUUUGAAUUGAACGAGAAACAUUUUCUUGCUAAAAUUUCCUUAUUAUCACUCAUUUUAUAAUAGUCAAUUUUUGUCUAUUCCAGGUGCUAGGGUCUCCGAGAUGAUUCUAAGGUUUUUAAAUUGUUCUGAAGCGUUUUAAAAUGCUGCUGUAAAGUGUUUUGAAAUGUUCUAAAUGGCCUAUUAAAGUUCUAAAGUGUUCUAACUUGGCUUCAAGAAUUCUGGAGCAUUUUAAAAGUUUUUCAGUAAUUUCUAAGCGGUACUGGAACAGAAAUUGUAGCCCUUGAUAAUAAGGGCUACAAGAUGGUAUUUAGUUGAAAUCGCUAGCAUUUACGGUUUUUGAGAAAAUCUAGUUUGUUUUGGAAAAUAUGUAGACUCGACUAAAUUUCAACUUUGAGGCUCAAUAGGUAUCUCUAAAACUCUACAAGCUACUGUUAUGUUCUUAUUAUUUCGAUCUUUUUGAUUUGAUGUACUUACGGAUGUUUUUUGGUAAAUUUUCAUAAUCAUUAUAGGAAUUUACAGAUCCUGAAAAGUGUUGCAACUGAUUUGCAUCCUUUUCGGACAAUUCCAUCCCUACAGCGACGUCCAUAGCUUUUCUAAAGUUGAAUCACGAGUUUCUAGUAAUCUACUUUGUAUCCUUUUUGAAAGAAGUCCAUAAAUAAAUAGAACAUUUUGGAGCUUCAAUAAGGCUCUAAAAUACUUAAAAAUCUGACAGAACAAUUUAGAAAUUACUGAAAAACUUCUGAAAUGGUCCAGAACUCUUCAAGCCCAGUAAGAACACUUUAGAACUUCAAUAAGCAAUUUAGAACACUUUUCAGCGACAUUUUGAACAAUUUAAAAACCUCGGAAUUAUUUCAGAGAGCCUAGGGCCUGGAACACUGGCGUAUCCAGGGGUGGGGGGGCAAAGGGGGCAAUUGCCCCCCCCCCCCCAGAGCAACAUCUUUUUAUUCCUUUUAUUUUUUAAAUAUUAGUCAAAUAAUAAAAAAAUAAAAUCAAAAAUGUACUGAAAUUAAUUUAUUAAAUAAUAUUUUUUUCAACUACAUGAACAGGUAGCUUUUUUGUAAAUAGAAACUGUUCAGUUGUACGCAAUUGUCUGGUAAAGCUGGUAAUGCAAAAGGUACCUUUAAGCAGAACCGAUCCAAGGGUGUCGGCCGCCCGCGUGCAAAGCGCAAUUUUGCCGCCCCAUAGGGAUAGCCCUCCAUACGUUCCUUACGUAAGAGGCGCCGGUGGUGGUAACCCGCCGCAGGCGCCGCCGGAGGCAGAAAGAAUUUUUUUUGGUGCCACGGCCAAAAGCAUUUGUUUCAAGCCUCAAAAUGAACGUUUUUGGGCAUUUCGAGUUAAAAAAAACAACCUUGUUUGGAACAUAUUUGUUUUCUACGAGUUGUUCG